Trichogramma pretiosum is the source of this 6975-nucleotide messenger RNA. RefSeq names its product DNA-directed RNA polymerase II subunit RPB1-like. Gene Ontology annotation, biological process: transcription by RNA polymerase II. The transcript has 4 exons. Gene Ontology annotation, cellular component: RNA polymerase II, core complex. The coding region runs from base 139 to 5901 and encodes 1920 amino acids. Gene Ontology annotation, molecular function: DNA binding. Lineage: Eukaryota; Metazoa; Arthropoda; Insecta; Hymenoptera; Trichogrammatidae. The record is from RefSeq and is a predicted model, not a curated record.
CAGUGUCGUUGCGCAGCUUCGCCAGUGAACCUCGCUGUGAACGCAUAAAGCGACACGUCGUCGGUAUAAAAAGCCGACAUUGCUGUGCAGCGUGUAGUAUGGUCGGGUUCGUGUAGCAAGUAGCAUCUCUAUACAACCAUGUCUACAUCAGAUUCGAAAGCUCCGUUGAGGACGGUCAAACGAGUCCAGUUUGGCAUUCUUUCUCCAGAUGAAAUCCGACGCAUGUCUGUUGUCGAAAAUGGCAUUGCCUUUCCGGAAACGAUGGAGGGUGGAAGACCAAAACAAAGAGGUCUCAUGGACCCACGACAAGGUGUCGUUGACAGAAAUUCUCGCUGUCAGACUUGUGCCGGCAACAUGACUGAAUGUCCUGGCCACUUUGGUCAUAUUGAUUUAGCAAAACCUGUAUAUCAUAUUGGAUUUAUUACAAAAACCAUGAAGAUUUUAAGAUGUGUUUGCUUUUACUGUUCCAAACUGCUGGUCAGUCCGCAAAAUCCUAAAAUCAAAGAAAUUAUCAUGAAAUCCAAGGGUCAGCCACGAAAACGUUUAGCGUUUGUAUACGAUUUGUGUAAGAGCAAAAAAAUUUGUGAAGGAGGUGAUGAAAUGGAUAUGUCUAAAGAAGGACAAGCACCCGAUCCAAAUAAAAAACCAAGUCAUGGUGGAUGUGGGCGAUAUCAACCAAAUCUUCGAAGAUCUGGUUUGGAUAUUUCUGCUGAAUGGAAAGAAGUUAAUGAAGAUUCACAGGAGAAAAAAAUGAUGUUGACUCCAGAAAGAGCUUGGGAAAUUCUCAAAGCUAUUACUGAUGAAGAAUCAUUUAUUUUGGGUAUGGAUCCCAAGUAUGCCAGGCCAGAUUGGAUGAUAAUAACAGUGUUACCAGUACCACCUCUUGCUGUCCGACCAGCUGUUGUUAUGUACGGUUCAGCUAAAAAUCAAGAUGAUUUAACCCACAAACUUGCUGAUAUAAUUAAAGCAAACAAUGAGCUAUCGAAAAAUGAAACAAGUGGAGCUGCUGCACACAUACUGAUAGAAAAUUUAAAAAUGCUUCAAUUCCAUGUAGCUACGCUUGUUGAUAAUGACAUGCCAGGAAUGCCUAGGGCUAUGCAAAAAUCUGGAAAACCGCUAAAAUCUAUCAAGGCCAGAUUGAAGGGUAAAGAAGGUCGCAUUAGAGGUAACCUUAUGGGUAAACGUGUAGAUUUUUCUGCACGUACAGUUAUCACACCUGAUCCAAAUUUGAGAAUCGAUCAAGUUGGUGUACCACGAAGUAUCGCACAAAACUUGACUUUCCCAGAAAUUGUCACUCCUUUUAAUGAGACAUACAUGAAAUCUCUCGUGCAAAGAGGACAUAAUCGUUAUCCUGGUGCCAAGUACAUUAUAAGAAACAAUGGAGAUCGUAUUGAUUUACGCUUUCAUCCCAACCCAUCAGAUUUACAUUUAGAGUAUGGAUACAAAGUAGAAAGGCACAUAAAAGAUGGUGAUUUAGUAAUAUUUAAUCGGCAACCUACUCUUCACAAAAUGAGUAUGAUGGGUCACAGAGUCAAAGUCUUGCCAUGGAGUACAUUCCGGAUGAAUUUAAGUUGUACGUCACCUUACAAUGCAGAUUUUGAUGGAGAUGAAAUGAAUUUGCAUGUACCACAAUCAAUGGAAACCAGAGCUGAAGUAGAAAAUAUUCAUGUGACUCCCAGACAAAUUAUAACUCCACAAGCAAACAAACCAGUUAUGGGAAUUGUGCAAGAUACAUUAACAGCUGUCAGAAAAAUGACUAAGAGGGAUGUUUUUAUUGAAAAAGAGCAAAUGAUGAACUUGCUUAUGUUUUUGCCAAAUUGGGAUUGUAAAAUUCCUAAACCUUGCAUUUUAAAACCAAAACCUCUUUGGUCUGGAAAGCAAUUGUUCUCAUUAAUUAUUCCUGGUAAUGUCAACAUGAUUAGAACACACAGUACACAUCCAGAUGAUGAAGAUGAUGGUCCCUACAAAUGGAUUUCACCUGGAGAUACCAAAGUUAUGGUUGAACAUGGAGAACUUAUCAUGGGCAUAUUAUGUAAAAAAUCUCUUGGUGCCUCAGCAGGUUCUUUGUUGCAUAUUUGCAUGCUUGAGUUGGGUCAUGAGGUUUGUGGCAGAUUUUAUGGCAAUAUACAGACAGUCAUAAAUCAGUGGUUGUUAUACGAGGGUCAUUCAAUUGGUAUUGGAGACACAAUUGCUGAUCCUAAAACUUAUUCAGAAAUUCAAAAUGCUAUCAAGAAAGCUAAAGAGGAUGUCAUAGAAGUCAUUCAGAAAGCUCACAAUAUGGAACUUGAGCCCACACCCGGUAAUACUCUGCGUCAGACUUUUGAAAAUCAAGUAAACAGAAUUCUCAAUGAUGCUCGUGACAAAACUGGUGGAUCCGCUAAAAAGUCUUUGACUGAAUAUAAUAACUUGAAAGCUAUGGUCGUUGCAGGUUCUAAGGGAUCAAAUAUUAAUAUUUCACAAGUUAUUGCUUGUGUCGGACAACAGAACGUUGAAGGUAAACGUAUACCAUUUGGUUUCCGCAAACGCACAUUGCCUCACUUCAUCAAGGAUGAUUACGGUCCUGAAUCUAAAGGAUUUGUAGAAAAUUCAUAUCUUGCUGGUCUUACACCAUCAGAAUUUUAUUUCCACGCUAUGGGAGGUCGUGAAGGUCUUAUCGAUACUGCUGUAAAAACCGCUGAAACCGGUUACAUUCAGCGUCGUCUUAUAAAGGCUAUGGAGUCUGUGAUGGUUCACUAUGACGGUACAGUCAGAAACUCGGUCGGUCAGCUCAUUCAGUUGCGAUAUGGUGAGGAUGGACUGUGCGGAGAAACUGUGGAAUUUCAAAAUUUACCUACUAUAAAGCUAAGUAAUAAAGCUUUUGAGAAAAAAUUCAAGUUUGAUCCUAGCAAUGAAAGGUACCUGCGACGUAUAUUCAGUGAGGAUAUUGUUAGAGAAAUGAUGGGUUCUGGAGAAGUCGUUUCAGAAUUAGAGCGAGAAUGGGAACAACUUUCCAGAGAUAGAGCAGCUCUUAGAGAAAUUUUCCCAAGUGGGGAGUCAAAGGUUGUACUUCCUUGUAAUUUACAGCGAAUGAUAUGGAACGUGCAGAAAAUCUUCCGUAUCAAUAAACGAGCUCCAACUGACUUGAGCCCGAUAAAAGUAAUCAAUGGAGUUAAAGAACUUCUGGAUAAAUGCGUUAUUGUAGCUGGAGAAGAUCGUCUUAGCAAGCAGGCUAAUGAAAAUGCAACUUUACUUUUCCAAUGUUUGGUUCGCUCGACCUUGUGCACCAAAGUAGUUUCUGAAGAAUUCAGAUUAUCAAGUGAAGCUUUUGAGUGGUUAAUAGGAGAAAUUGAAACUAGAUUCCAGCAAGCACAAGUAGUACCAGGUGAAAUGGUUGGGGCUUUGGCUGCGCAAUCACUUGGUGAACCAGCUACUCAGAUGACGUUGAACACGUUCCAUUUUGCCGGUGUAUCGGCUAAAAACGUAACCCUGGGUGUACCACGUUUGAAAGAAAUCAUCAACGUUAGUAAAAAACCAAAGGCUCCAUCUCUAACCGUUUUCCUCACAGGAUCAGCAGCUAGAGAUGCCGAAAAAGCCAAGAAUGUCUUGUGCAGGCUUGAGCAUACUACUUUAAAGAAGGUUACCGCUAAUACAGCAAUUUAUUAUGAUCCGGAACCACAGAGCACUGUGAUUGCAGAAGAUCAAGAAUUCGUUAAUGUCUACUACGAAAUGCCGGACUUUGAUCCAACUAAAAUUUCACCGUGGCUGUUACGUAUUGAACUCGAUCGUAAGAGAAUGACAGAUAAAAAGUUGACCAUGGAACAAAUCGCCGAGAAAAUUAAUGCUGGUUUUGGUGAAGAUUUGAUGUGCAUAUUCAACGACGACAACGCCGAAAAACUUGUACUCCGCAUCCGUAUAAUGAAUGGUGAAGAUACCAAGUUUUCUGACAACACCGAUACUGAAGAAGCUGCUGAUAAAAUGGAGGACGAUAUGUUUUUGCGGUGUAUCGAAGCAAACAUGCUCAGUGACAUGACGCUACAGGGUAUCGAGGCAAUCGGCAAAGUGUACAUGCACUUGCCACAGACAGAUGCUAAAAAAAGAAUCACAAUCACAGAAAGCGGCGAAUUCAAAGCAAUUGCAGAGUGGCUACUCGAAACAGACGGUACAAGUUUAAUGAAGGUACUGAGCGAACGAGACGUUGAUCCAGUACGUACAUUCUCUAAUGACAUCUGCGAGAUAUUCCAAGUUCUGGGUAUCGAGGCCGUACGAAAAUCCGUAGAGAAAGAAAUGAACGCUGUAUUGCAGUUCUAUGGAUUAUACGUGAACUAUCGCCACUUGGCUUUACUUUGUGAUGUCAUGACGGCCAAAGGUCAUCUUAUGGCCAUCACACGUCACGGUAUUAACAGGCAAGAUACUGGAGCUCUGAUGAGAUGCUCAUUCGAAGAAACAGUAGAUGUGUUGAUGGAUGCAGCUUCACAUGCUGAAGUAGAUCCGAUGAGAGGAGUUUCAGAAAACAUCAUUAUGGGUCAGCUGCCUCGUAUUGGUACUGGUUGCUUUGAUCUUCUACUCGACGCAGAAAAAUGUAAGCAAGGUAUUGAGAUUCCAACGAACAAAGAAGCCAACAUCAUGGGUGGCACUGGAAUAUUAUUUGGAGCAGCAACCCCGAGUCAAAGUCCAUCGGGUCUCAAGACACCUUGGAUGGGAACUCCUGGCUAUGCCAUGUCUCCUGGCCUCGGCAGUGGCAUGACUCCUGGAGGUGCCUGCUUCUCACCAGCAGCUGGAUCAGAUGCAUCAGGCUUAUCGCCGGCUUAUUCUGCCUUCUCACCUGGCCAGCCAGGAAGCCCGGGCAGUCCAGGACCAAAUAUGAGCCCUUACAUGUCGCCAGCAGGAACAUCUCCAAGAUAUUCGCCAAUGAGUCCGUCCGGGUACUCGUACCCUGCAUCUCCUAGUAGAACUCCAUCGAGCGAUCAUUACUCGACGGCGUCUCCAAAUUAUUCACCAUCCAGCCCGAAAUACGUGCCGACGAGUCCAAGCUAUUCUCCAACUUCACCGAGCUACUCGCCUACUAGUCCAAGCUAUUCACCUACAUCGCCAAGUUAUUCACCAGCGAGUCCCAGCUAUUCGCCAACUAGUCCAAGCUACUCGCCUACAUCGCCUAGUUAUUCGCCGACGAGUCCGAGCUACUCGCCCACGUCACCGAGUUAUUCACCGACUAGCCCGAGCUACUCGCCUACAUCACCGAGUUACUCACCUACGAGUCCAAGCUACUCGCCAACUUCACCGAUUUACUCGCCGACGUCACCAAGCUACUCACCAACCAGUCCGAGCUACUCGCCGACGAGUCCCAGCUAUUCACCAACUAGUCCCAGCUAUUCACCAACGAGUCCGAGCUAUUCACCAACGAGUCCGAGCUACUCGCCUACGUCUCCGAGCUACUCACCGACGAGCCCGAGCUACUCACCAACGUCACCCAAUUAUACACCGGCUUCUCCAUCGUACUCGCCCUCGUCUCCAAAUUACUCACCGACGUCGCCGAGCUACUCGCCAACUUCACCAUCGUUUGCUGGUGGAACUCCUCCUCGUUACACACCAACCUCACCGACUUAUUCACCAACAAGUCCCUCAUACUCACCAACUUCACCCAGUUACUCACCAAGUUCGCCUCAACACAGUGCUAUUAGCACAAAUUACUCUCCAAGUAGUCCAAACUAUUCACCGACCUCGCCUACUUAUUCACCAUCAAGCACAAGAUACUCUCCAACUUCUCCUACGUAUUCUCCUCCGAGCUUCAAUUAUUCACCAACGUCGCCGAGUUACUCUCCAACAUCGCCAGCGUACUCACCACAAGUGCCAGGCUACUCGCCUACCAGUCCAACUUAUUCCGAGAAUUCUCCUGCCGAUGAAAACGACGAAGGUGCGACGUAAAAGUCAGGAGGCGUCGACAAUUUGACGCAUUUGGUAUCGUUGAUGCCAAUUAUGUUGGAAGUAUCUUUGCACAAAAGAUAUUUUAAUAGUAAUUUUUUUGUUACAUAUUUAACUCUAAUCAGAGUUAUAACUAUUACUGUAUAAUAGACUUCAUGUAAAUUGAAAAAAAUUGAUGGAAGUCCUUAUUUUUGUUAAGUUAGGUGAAUUUGCCCAGCAUUAUGAUUGAUUCACUUGGUGAGGGCAUCAUCUUUCUCAAUACUAUUAGAGUUGUAUUUCUAAUGAGAUUAUAUAUAAGAAAACUACAAAUAAGAAAAUUUAUUUUCUACUGAAUAGACCAUAAGUGAUUGUUUACAUUAAAUAAAUCUUUUUGUUAUAUUUAUGUUUAAAAUCACUGCUGCUCUUUAGCUCAAUUACCUCUUAAUUUAUACAAAUAUGUCUUAAACUUGAAAGUAUGAGUUUAGGUUGAGACAGAAAAAUUGAUUUUAAUUUUUUUUUUUUAAUUUUUGUCUGGAUAAAAUUUUAAUUUAUAGUCAAGUUAGAGCUCUAACUUGAAACUAUACUUCCCCAAGUAAAUUGGUUAAUUUUAUUUGAGAAUAACCAGAUAUAUAUUAUGAUUAUGAGAAUAAAUUAAUUUAAAAAUAUUGAAAUCUCAAUCAAUCAAAAAGCUUAUUUUAAGAGAUUAUUCGAAAAAAUAUAAAAUGACAUGUUAUUUUGACAGUAUACAUAUGUUUUCAUAAGCAUCCUUGCGUGAAUUUGGCAUAACAUGCAAUCAUUAUCAUUAUUUUGAAUUAAAACAAUCAUUAUAUGCAUAUAAUAAUGCAAAUUUGUGUGAGUAUGUAUAGAGAUAAUGUGUGAUAUGUGCCUAAAUAAUAUAAACAAUUGAUGCCUAUAAAGCGAUUAUUUUAUCAUAAAUAAUUUAAGAAUCAUUAUUUGAAAAUACAAGUAAAAAUGAUACUUAAGUAAAUAUAAUAAUACUAAAAAAACAAUUUUCAUUUGCAGCAAGUUAUAUUCUUGUAGAAACAAAGAAAAUGUAAAAUAUUAUAUAUUUAUAAAAAUAAAAAAGAUUUAACCAAA